UUUCCGGUAAGGGAAUAAAUGAGGAUAGAUCGAGUGCAUGUUCAACUUUUAUCACCGUUACCUUUGUAAACUGCUGUGUUACAGAGUGUUCAGUUUGAACUAGACCCGCUUUGGUCAUUAUUCCACUACUCAACACCUUGUAAGACAUUUUUUCCUACGAAGUUGUACAUGUAUUUGUGCUACCAUUUUUUAAACAGCUAGUUGAUUUAUGUAGUUACUGUUUACCUCCGGGAUUAUUUCCAUGUUUGUCUAUGCUUCAGGAGGUAGGUGAAAAGUCAAAUGCUGUUUGAAGUGCAAUAAGCAGGAAGAUUAGAAGGUGCGAGGUAAGAGAUUAAAAGAGGCUAAAGGCAAAUAAAACUAAGGGCACACCAGGCAGGAGACUGAAAGAGAAAAUAGACGACGAAGGACACUGUUUCGGAGCAUAUCUGAGAGGGCAACACAUAGCAACCGAAGAAGACGGAAACGCACCACCAUGGCAUACAGGUUGUUUGAGGGGAAGGAUCAUGCCUCUAUUUACCAAAAGUAUCGAUUUACGCCUCCAGACGAGCUCAUCAACAUUAUUAUUCAAAACCUUGAUAAAAAGAAAGGAAAGCCACAUGUGCUUGCCGUGGAUCUGGGAUGUGGAACAGGUCAGAAUACCCGGCUACUGGGACCGCAUUUCCAGGCAGUGGAGGGCAUCGACAUCAGCGAGAGUCAACUGGAGGAGGCCAAAGGUGUGCCAGGGUAUCCCAACAUCACCUACAGGAAAGGGUCAGCGGAGGACCUUCCUUUCCCAGAUGGCUCUGUGGACUUGCUAACAGCAGCAUCAGCAGCCCACUGGUUUGAUCAGUCCAGGUUCUUGGCUGAGGCAUGUCGGGUAUUAAAACCAGGUGGUUGCGUUGCUCUGCUGGGCUACAGUUGCUUUUUCCCCAGACUUCACUACCAGGACUGUGGAGAGAGACUCAACCAGAUAUGUGAAGAGGUGAAGCAGGUAAUGUUGCCAUACACUAGCAAUCAGGUAGCUGUGGCUUUUAGCAAGCUGGAAGAACUCUACUCAGCCAUCCCUUUUCCCGACAAAGAAAGGAUUGAAGGCCUUCAGUCGAACUCGUCCACCUCUGUCAGGAACCUGAUCGGUUAUAUUGAGUCCAUUUCCAGUUUCCAAGCUUACAAGAAGAAAGAUCCCCAGAGGGCUGAAAACCUGCUGCUUCAUACUCAGAACAGGUUUCUGGAGGAGAUGGGAGUCAUGUCUCCUGACACGGAAAUGAAGCAGGAACUGGAAUAUUACUGUGUCCUGGCAUCAAAACCACUAUAAUCAACCAUGUGGCAUUGGUUGUGUGUGUUUGAGUGAGCCUUAGAUGUUACUUACUGAUCGAGUGCUCUUGUUAAAUGUGGAUAUUCGUAAAUCAACUAUUUUCUUUCCUCGAGUUGAACUCAGUGAUUGUCUUUUGUAAUGCAUGUGGAUCACCUUUGACCAGACUUAAAGGCGUAGUUCAGAAUUUUGGAAAUAGGACCUAAUUUCCAAGUUUGCCAGUGUGCUAUUUAUCAGUGGAGACCGUUUUCAACACGUUUCAUCCAGUCCUUCUAGUUGCAGAGUUCGCUGGUGCUAGGCUAGCUAGUUUUAAUUUAUUUGGGUGUACUGUGGAGUGGGUAAGACUGUUUUUAUUGGUAGGCUAGCAGAAACCAUUGACUUGUGCUAGCCUAGCAGCAGUGAACUCUGCAACUAGAAGGACUGGAUGAAACGUGUUGAGAACAGUCUCCACUGAUAAAUAGCACACUGGCUAACUUGGCAAUGAGGUCUUAUAUCCAAAAUUCUGAACUACCCCUUCAAAAUAUAAUCUAUAGACACAGUGUUUAGACCAGUUAACAGAUUAUUUACUGAAAACGUAAUGGACCAAGCGUCUACUGUCUUUUUCCGGUCUGCAAGUUUUGCUUUUGCGGUGAAUCUUACUCUCAAAUUGUUACCCAUUAGAGCUGCUGAACCCUGAGCGAUUACAUAACCUGGAGGUUAUUUUGAAAUAUUACAUACCUACCUUUGUUAUUUCAUGGAAGAGGUGCUAAGAUGCUUUGGUUCAAAUGGGAAGUGAUCUUUUUUUAGCCAAGCUUCUUUACUUGUUCUAACGACUUUUUUGCCCUUUCUUUAUUCUUUCUCUUUUUUUUAGUGUUUUUUUUUUUUUUACAGAAUUUAUCUUGCUAAUAACAAGUGUUGGCAAAAAAGAAUGUCCAUGUGAAUGCAUUUGAUUUUUGGGAUAAAUGCCUAAUGUUGAAAUGUGACUCUAUUUUAAGGAUCUUCUGGCAGUAGCCUAGUCUACUUUGGCCAAUUUUGCAAAACUUAAUUCGUUUUUUUGGAUUAAUAUCCAUUAGAGUUGUGUUUUUGUAAAACAGAAAGAUCCAACAAAUAUUAAGGAAUAUUGGGUAAAUGCUGGUUUAUUUUUUGGUGUUGACAUAAAAAAUUGUCAUGGUAAACAACUAUUAUCAUUAAGUGUCUUUCAAAUAGUAAACUUAUUGACCACUUAUAACGGCUUGUGUCACGUAUGAACGCUCUGUUUAUUAUGUGACUUAUUAUGCAACACCAUUGGGGUUAGUUAUGGAAAACAUUGAAGUGACACAUUGACCUUUUGAUAGAACAGAUAACGCAUACAAAACAUUUUAUAAGUUGACAUUAAAAAACACUGUUGUUCGACUCAGUAAUCUCACAUUCAGCUUCAAGAUUGCGUAAUUCUGUUUUUAAAGAAACUUGCACAAAAGUACAUUGGAAAAUGAAUGGAAUUACUUCAAAUAAAGCUAUUCUCACAAAAGGAAAAUCUU
Messenger RNA from Eleginops maclovinus (Patagonian blennie), 2784 nucleotides. RefSeq lists its product as uncharacterized. The transcript has 6 exons. Gene Ontology annotation, molecular function: S-adenosylmethionine-dependent methyltransferase activity. Bases 473 to 1291 code for a protein of 272 amino acids. The record is from RefSeq and is a predicted model, not a curated record. NCBI's taxonomy places the organism in Eukaryota, Metazoa, Chordata, Actinopteri, Perciformes, Eleginopidae.